Messenger RNA from Protopterus annectens (West African lungfish), 10957 nucleotides. It is a transcript of the gene CAMSAP3, whose product is annotated as calmodulin regulated spectrin associated protein family member 3. NCBI's taxonomy places the organism in Eukaryota, Metazoa, Chordata, Ceratodontiformes, Protopteridae. Gene Ontology annotation, molecular function: microtubule minus-end binding; calmodulin binding; spectrin binding. The record is from RefSeq and is a predicted model, not a curated record. Gene Ontology annotation, cellular component: microtubule minus-end. Gene Ontology annotation, biological process: neuron projection development; negative regulation of microtubule depolymerization; cytoplasmic microtubule organization.
ACUUGAGUGACAGACAUCGCUUGGAUCAUGUGGGGCAAGAGCACCUGAGUGGUGUUUGUGAGAGAGUGCAAGAGAGAGAGAGAGGGAGGACUGGCAGUAGGAGCCGGGAGCGUUGUUGUAUGAGGGAGCGGCUUGGCAGCAGCGGGAUCAGGCGACAGUAAUCGCGGCAAUUCGGAAUUAUACUGGCAGAACUAGUCGUAGCACCAGUCUUACCAGCAGCUUUGCUGAGCUCAGCUCUCCCCUCCCCCAUCACUGCCUGCCCUUGGCUUUGGAUUCAUACAUUGCAUUACAUUCUGUCCUUAGUGGAUCAUUUAGUGUUAUUUGUUGGACUGCUGCAGUUGUGCCUGUUGUUGACUAGCUGCUUCAUUUGGAUGGCUGCUGCUUAUUGUUGGGGGUUAUUCUCUGUGUUGGAGUGACCCAGUUCUGCUGUGGUGGGCGUUGGAUUACGUUCUUUUGUGUAGCCGGGUGGUUUCCAGUUUUCCCUUUUACUGCUGGCCUUUAUCGCGAUCUGCUUUGGAUCAGAGACCUAUUCCUUUUUGGUGUUUGUAGCUACAGCCCCCAUGGACUAGCCCGACUGCGGCGGGCCGCCGAUGGUGGAUGUAGGUCCGUCGGUACCGGUGGCGAUGCGGCGUUCGUUCAUGGUGCCAGAGAUCCGACCUUUGGAUCAGUAUGACGGCAGCAGGGCCAAGGUGGCAGCCAGCGUCAGCUGGCUUUUGUCCUGCUCCUAUGGCUCACCUGAGCAUGUUCCUGAGGAGCUGAGAGAGCCGUUUUACACAGACCAGUAUGAACAGGAACACAUCAAACCUCCAGUUAUUCGACUGCUGCUGAACACUGAUAUUUACUGCAGUGUGUGCAGCAAAAUCUUGCCAAAAGAAGAGGGUGGCUCAUUGCGUGAUAACAAUGCAGUGCUUCAAGUUUUGUCUCGGCAAGGACUUCAGCCCACAGAACAAGAUAAACCAGUGACGGAUACUGACCUUAGACAGAAGCCCAUCAAAAUGAAUGCACACCUGGCAGUAAUAGACUCCCUGAUGACAAUCCGCAUGAUGGAGAUGACAAGUGCCAUGACUGCGAGCUCCGACAAGCUGCUCAGCCCAAGCCCUUCCUCACCAAGCCUUGGGACUCUAGAACACAAUAUCUUGUCCUGGGUUAGCAAGAUAAAUCAGACAUUGCGAGAUUUCACGGAGAGAGAGCAUCAACUCCGGCAGCAGCACAAUAAAGCAGAUAUCCAGUCACAACAGUCGUGUCCCACACGGUGGUACUGGAAACUUGUUCCUCAUGCCAUCGCGUUUUGUUUGAAGGAGUCUGGGAAUAAGCCUCCUGUGAUCCGCUACAGAAAAGAUAAACUGCCUCCCAAGCAGACUCCCAGCUUCCCAGAAGUGAGUAGCCUGAAGGACCUGGCUAAUGGCUGUGCUCUGGCGUCAGUCAUUCAUUACUACUGCCCUGACAUCAUACGGCUGGAAGAUGUAUGCUUGAAGGAGACCAUGUCAGUAGCUGAUAGCCUGUACAACCUGCAGAUGAUUCAGGAAUUCACCUCUGAGUACCUGGAGAACUGCUGCCAUCUAGCACUGGAGGACCUACUUUAUUCUCCACUGAUCCUGAAGGUUAACAUCUUAUCAUUUGUAGCUGAAGUUUUCUGGUGGUUUGAAGAGUUGAAACCAGACUUUGUUCAUCCUAAGGAUCCACUCACCUUGGAAGAUGUGGCAAGAAUGAGUGAAGAAAACAGCCCAACAUCUGCAAGUAGCACCAGUUCUCCAGCAUUUACUUUCAGACACCCUUUCCUGUCUGGAGUCCAGCCGCUGUCUCCUGUCCGUGGAUCUCCUCGUUCUCCAGGAUCUAUGCAGCAUUCUACCUCUCUCACGCAUGAUGAUGGCUUUGGAAGGACAUGGCCUAAAAAACAGUUGAAACCAUUAUCGCAAGCUGUGUCCUUAAGUAUUCCAUUUGGACUGGACAGUGAUAUUGACAUUGUUAUGGGAAACCCUAUUUUGAGGUCAGUUAGUACAGAUAGCUUGACACCAAAUGUCUACCAGGGUCCAAAGAACAUGACACGAACUGCCUACUCACCUCCUGAAGAUCUUACUGAACUUUUAGAUAAAGGAAGUAAGUUAAAUAGCCCAAAUGGAAUUGUAACUUCACCACGGAUUUUGAAGCAUCCCCUGCUGCCUAGUAGGAGUGGAGGAAAUGGUAAAGAAUCUGGUGGAGUCCAUGUGGAAAAUGGAAUGGUAGGUGACCGUAACAGUUAUACUGAACCCCCAACAAUUGAACAAGCACUGCAGAUAAUCCACAGUUCAGACAGACUAUUGCCUGAGGGAGCUCCAGAUGAGUUUUACCUUCACUCUCCAGAAACAGCUGAUGGUUAUUCAAAGCCAAGAAUGCUUGAACAGUCCCCAUUUGACUCUCAUCCUCAAAACAGAUCUAUUGAUUCCCCUAAAGGUUUAGGAAUAUACAGAGUUCAUAGUGAGCCAACAAAUGGAUGCCAUAAGAGUUUGGAAACAUCACACCUGUCAAGAGAUGAUGACUCUGUUCUGAGAGACAAUAGCUUAGAUUCAGAUGCAGAAGAUGCAUCAAAGCUACCCCAUGACAAGGAUGCAACCAGCAGAGAUGACUGUACAUCGUGCUUGAGUUCUAUCAGUUCACAAGCUGAAAGUGUAUCUUCUAGUUCAGGUGUAAAAAUGACUAGUUUUGCAGAGCGUAAAAAGAAAAUGGCACCUCCAGACAACAAAUCUAGCAGCAGUAGUUCCCAGAAAACCACACCAGACAGUUCUGAGUUAAAUGCUCCUCAGAUGGCCACAUGGGCUCAAAAGUCUGAAGAUAGUCCUAGCAAAAGUCCCACCCUAAAUACAGAGAUGAGCCAGCUGGGGACAAGACUGGAGGAGAAACGUCGUGCCAUUGAAGCCCAGAAGAAAAGAAUUGAAGCCAUAUUUACAAAACACAGACAAAGACUUGGGAAAAGUGCUUUUCUGCAGUUGAAAAAGAAAGAUGAUGGCAGUGAUCCAGAAGGAGACUCUGGUACAGAAAACAAAAGCCUCACCUUAGAAGAACGCCUCUCAAAAAUAGAAGAUGAUGAAGAGAUUCAUAGUCCAAGUCCAGUGGGUAAUAGAGAAUCGGGGACAAAAGAACCAUCUGAUUUCAGGGAAGUACCUGGGAAAUCUAAAUCUGAGAAGCAAGUUACAUUUUCACCAGAGAUUACUAGAGGCGAUUCCCCAGACAACCUGGGUGAAUACAAUAAGGCAGUUGCAAAACUUAACUCUGCGCUGAGUUCACUCCAAAUGGAUAUGCAGAGACUAGCUGAGCAGCAACAAAAAUUGAUGAACAAGGAGAAGAGUAAGGCUUGGGUUAUUCCCGUGCCAAAACCUGUACCCCAGAGGCCCUCCAGAGAAUCUCAGAUUUCCAGGGCAGUGGAAGCCUCUUUGUCUCCUUCCCCAUCUCCAUCCCGCAAGUCGGCCACAUCUUGCCCCAAAUCACCCCAGCCAGUUCAUAAAAGACCCAGUUCUACUCCUCAGAAGAGCCCAAAACAUACAAGGCCAGCAGAACUGAAGGUCCCACCACUGACUCGAGUACUGACUCCACCUCAGAAUGUGGACACUAUACCUCACCUUCGCAAAUUUUCACCAAGUCAGGUUCCUGUGCAGACUAAAUCUUCUGUUUAUCUUACAGAUAACGACAAUUUUGGUUAUGGUUUAGGUGACAAGUUCAGGCAAAGUGGACUGUCUGAUAAAACAGCUUCAGAGUCUGAAGAGUCUUCUGAAGCAGGGUCACAUGAGUCUCAUACAGAACUUGAAAAUGAUGAUAACAUCAGACCCGCUGGUCUUUCAAUCCCACGGAAAGAAACUGUUGGGAGUCUGCUGUCUUCUGACACUGCAAACAGUGACUCCCAGAAGCAUAACCCAGAGGAACAAAAUGUGAAAAGGAUAAAUUUAAUUGAGAUACCGUUGUCUCAGUUGCAGGUUCCUGAUGAAGGCACCGAUGAUUUAGAACAUUCCAGAGAAUCUUUGGUGGACCAGAGUGACCCUGAGCAGAAGACAGGAGUUGGAUUCUUCUUCAAGAAUGAGGAGAAGGCUGAAGAGGAAAUGGCAAUAAAGAAGGCAGCACUUUUGGAGAGGCAGCAGAAGCGUGCAGAGGAGGCCAAGAAGAGAAAGCAAUGGCAAGAGGCAGAGAAAGAACAAAAAGAAGAGACCUCCCUUAGGCUACCUUCUGAAGUUGAAAAACCCAAGCCGGAGGAAAAGCCAAAGGAAGAAGAAGUCUCAAGGCGAGGAUGUUUCACAAGAGAGGAAUAUGAACGUCGCCAACAGCUAAAAAUCAUGGCGGACCUGGAUAAAGUUCUACGUCAGAAGCCUACAACUGUUAGAGCAGUAAAAAAGGCUCGUCCUAAAAGUGAAUUCAGAGAUGAUUCAGUCAUUUCCAGGAGUCCUGCAAAAAAUCAUCUAGACCAAAUUCACCCUCAAGGCUGUUAUCCCCAAGUCGGCAGUUGUUCACACAGAAUGGAGAGGACUGGGAAAAUGCCUCUACUGCAUCUUCACCUGCAUCUAUCCCUGAGAACACAGGUCGUAAGUGGUGCAAGGAGCCCAGUGCCAAAUCUAACAAGUGCAUAAUCCAAAAUGCCUUGUCCCAUUGCUGUCUGGCUGGGAAGGUCAAUGAACCACAGAAAAACAAGAUACUGGAGGAAAUGGAAAAAAGUAAAGCCAACCACUUCCUGAUCUUGUUCCGAGAUAACAGUUGCCAGUUCCGAGCUAUCUAUACCUUUUCACCAGAGUUUGAGGAGAUGAUUCGAAUUGCAGGCUAUGGACCAAAGACAAUCACUCAAAACAUGAUAGAGGGGAUAUACAAAUAUAACUCAGACAGAAAGCAGUUUACCAUGAUCCCUAGUAAAACAUUGUCUGCUAAUGUUGAUGCUUUUGUCAUUCAGGGACAGCUGUGGCAAACCAAGAAGCCAGGGGCCACCAAAAGACCAGGAACACCUAAAUAAUUGCGCUAACAAAUUUAAUUGCAGCCCUGCCCUUGUUCUGUACUGCAAAUUAAGGCUGUUACACUUCAGUUUGUAAAGGUCAUUCCAAAAUUGAAUUCUGCAGAGAGAGAAUAAUUUGAUGUAUAACCAGUAUGGCUGGGCAAAACAUAAACAAACAUUAACAGCAUUGUGGCAUUAUGGAUGACCUCGCUCUAAAACGUGAACCAGUUGCAAUCAUUUUUGGCAUGGAGAUUGUCCUGUGUAUGUGAAUCAUUCCUUCCAUCCAUCCACAUAGUAGCAGUGGACGACUUACUGAGUGACAAGUAUGGCUGCUGAAGAUCCAUUUAACAGUACCUAAGGUGGAAUGAUUUCCUUAAGAGAAGUGUUGUCUGAUGCUGUCUCUAACACAGCCAAGAAUCAGUAAUUGCCUGGUUCAGUGUAUAGAAUGUAACACAUGAAUCCCUUCUCUGCAGAAUAGAACUUCAAGGAUGUCUUCAUGGUUGGGCCAAAUGUGCAAAAAUUUGCAUUUAAUUGUCAGCAUUGUCUUGACUGCUGCUUUCAUAUUUUUUUAUACAGAAAACUUCAUAUUUUGCUUGUCAUUCCAGUUUCCAUUGAAAUUCUUGAGAAAAAGUUCUUUUCUCUAUCUCAGAAGAUGAGAUUAUGUGCUUGGGUUUGCCAGGCUAGCUUUAGAUGCCAUCAGAAUGGAAGGCAAGGGCACCACAGUGGAUCAGACAUUUCAUCAUGUUCUUCUGUCAGUCGUUAAAAUGUGAAAUAUUUGGUGUCCUGUAUCUAUGGCCUUUUUGUCCCUUCUUACGAGAACAUCUUAGGAAGUCAUCCUUACCAAUACAGAGAGGAUUCUUGGUCAGCAAGGGAGACACAGGUGGAUCCUACAUCUUAGAAAUGUUGGCACACACCUGUGGGUGUAGCCUGGCCUGGGGCCCACCGUACAAGAGUAGAAUGUCAACAGGAAGGCUGCUUGGAUAUAAAAAGUGGUCCAUUGGGAGGGCACCAUUACCUCUGAAAAGAAGUUUUAUGUUGAUGUAGUAGCAUUUGCAUUUGGGGGUUGUCAAUCAGAAUUAGUAUCAGUAUCCUGCCUUUGAGUGGAGCUGAAAAAGUGGUACGAAUAGAAAAAAAAAAAAAAACAAUCGUGGAUGUAAAUCAGUUUGACCCAUGGAAGGCUUUACUGUUGUGUAGACUGGAAAGCGGACUGUAGAUGUAUAUAUGGUAUACAGUGCAGCAAAUCAUUAGGUAAUUAAUUUCAAAGAGCUCUAUAUGUAUAUAAUGAAGCUAUUUAAUGAUUUUGCAAUGAUUUAUAUAUGAAUUGAAAUUGUUUGAUAUAAAAUGACACAGUAGGAAGGCAUGGUUCGUUAGGAAAUGAGAGACAGUGAGCUGUGCUGUGGUGACUUGUGUAUUUAAGAGAGAUUGAGUUAAUUUAUGAUGUCUUUUCUCAAUGCUGUCUGAUCAGGGAGCAAACUACCUGUUCAUCCUUAUUUGUGUUUUGUUUAGUUCUUUUUGUAUUUUCAGAAAAUCAUUGUACUGCCUUCAAACUUUUGUUUCCAGACUUUUGCUUUCAGGCUUAUAGGAGACACACUUAACCUUGCAGUACAUUAGCUUGCAGCAUUUUUUUAAUUAAAAAAAUGAACUGUAUGGGAAUACAUCAGUUUCCUCUCAUGAAAUCAUUAGAUGCUAUUGACAGUUGAGGUGAAACUUGUAAAAUCUGCUGUCCACCAAACCUAAACAAAGUCUUGUAAAGUGGAAUUCAGGGUCAUGGAUGUUUCCAGUUUUUGUUUCAGUGUGAUGAGUGAAAUGAAAGAUGCAAUGUUCAUGGAUCUUCUUGAGAUAAAAAGAGUUGAUUUUUAUCAAGUUGUCACUGCCAUGUUGAAUUUGUUACAGAACAGUAGAACAGAAACAUUAUAUCUGUUCACAUCCCUGUCCUGUAAUUCCAGAAAAAACAAAUAUACAGAUUUUGUAUGUUAUCCAUGUAACCUGUUUGUCUGCAGUGUAGAUUAUUUGCUUAUUCAUCUGCGAUGUGUAAAGUCGCAUAUGGUGUAAUUUUUACUCAUUAGUUCACUUGAAAACAUAUUUUUAGGCCAGUGGCAGUAGGUUGAGUAACGUUAUGCACAACUUGCUUGUAGUGGUAGUUCUGGAAUUUCUUUUGAGGAAGUCAGUACAUACAUUGAGCAGAGACAUUAACUGCGGAAUUCCUGGACAUCUGAGCAGUUUGCAGGUAUGAAGAACAAGCUAUACAUUUGUUGUCCAUUAACUACGGUGGUGGAAUGGGGUGCACUAAAGUUUUCAGAAAUGGGGUGCAGGAAAUCAAACCUUACAUCUCACAAAUGGCAAAAAGCUAUGUUAGCUUUAACCUACAGCUCAUCUUUUCCAGGAUUGCACUUUAAAGGCAAACCAAGUUUGCCUUUUUCCUUGUACGGAUGCAGCAGGGUUCCUACCUCUUUUGCAUACCAAGGCAUCACUUCUCGGAGCCACUAGAAGUAAGGCCCUGUUCGUGUUUCCAUUCCUAUGCCUUAUGCUGUGCUUUGUGGGAGCCCUUUCUUUUCAAAGACUCUAAAUUAAAGCAUGGUCUUGACUUGACUUUCAUUGUGACUAUAUUUGGUUAUCAAAAGAUUUUAAGAGUAAGAGAAGACUUUCAGUUUCAUACACAUCUCUCUGGAACUCCACUCUUAUCUCCUUCAUUUAAGAAUAAUGUUUUUGUGGCACUCCAUUCAGAAUUAUCCCUUCUUACCUUAUUUCUUAUUGUAGCUUGAUAGAACUUGAAGCAUUCACAAUGAUCUAUAGUUUGGGGGUAAAGUAGAAACAUUUCAGGAUUUUUUUUUCUAGAUUUUACAAACAAGCUAUGCUUCAUUUAUAAAAGCAGAAAACUGAGCUGCCACACUUUCUAAGUUAAAUGCUAGACAAAAUGUCUUUCAUAGCAGUUUCUGUUUGAUGUUAUGGUGACAAUGUAGACUGAUUUCUUCUCCUUACAAGUACUGCCUCAGACUACAGUUUAACCCAAGCACGUGUUUUCUGAGAUCAAUAUAUGGGCGAUAUGGAAACAAGCUUUGUAUAUCGGAAUGCAAUUUUGAAUAAUUUUCAAGGUUUAGAAUAUGGCUUAGAGUAAGUAAUACUGUUUAACAAAUAUGGCCACAGUUAAUAUCUAGGCACAGUUAUGAUGAAGUACCUCACUGAAGUAUGUAAGCUUUUUACAGAAUGUGAAAGCACAAAUGCAGAGUGUGAUCUAAGACACUCUUAGGAAAUAGAAAAGACCAGCCUGCCUUUGCAUCAAGGAGCCAAAUUGUAAUCCUUCUUAAAUAGGAACUGCUGCUAGUAAAUCAAUGCCCAUCACCCACAGUGAUGACAGUUUGUAGUGUUAAUUGCCGAAAUUCUAGACGGAGCAUGAAACAUGCUAUUUCAGAGUGGCUAAUGUCACUGCAAGAGAAGGCAACAGAAUAAAUAAGUAAUAAACGCAAACUUUUACUUUGAAAAAUGAAAAGUCCCUGCUAUUGACAGUAACACAAUCACUGGCUGUAGUUGUUAGUGUGUGGUCUGUAAUGCAGUGCUUUUCAGAAUACCACAAGUUUCAUACGGUAAUGCUCUUUUUGAAAGUACAUUAUGUUUAUAUGCUUAAUCUGUCAACUGGGACUUGGAUAAUGUUACUCAUAAACAUAGCAGAAGUGCACCUCUUUAUCUGAGUUUUGAAUGUACUGGAUGAUGUUGGCACAUAAUCGUGUAUCCAGUUUAACACAUGAAAAUAAUAACAUAAACACACUAUAUACCUCAGUAUUGUAGAAUAGUCCUUAUUUCAGCCCUCAUUUUAAAGUCACAUCAGAUGUGAAGCACGCUGAGCAAUAGUUUUGGUCUGAAUCAGCAAAUUAAACACACUUUGCAAGUAAGUGACCUACGUGAGCUUCUCCAAGGGUGUGUUUUGUGAUUUCACUUAGUUUUCAUAUCCUCAUGCAGUAAUAUUGGUAAUAAAUGGGUCUAUGUUAUAACACCGAAAGUUCAAAAUUGCGAAUGCUGUAAAUAUCGAAACUGCCAGACCUCAAACUCAUUAUCCACCCCCCCCCCACUAAAUAUAUAUGCCAACUCCAAGAUCGCACUACAUUGAGGAAAGGGUAAAUAUUCUGAUAUUCACUGUACUACGAUCUCAAAAAAAGCACUUCGAGGUCCAGCAUUUUUGAUAUUUACAGCAUUUGCAAUUUUGAACUUUCGGUGUUGUAAUAUAGACCCUAAUAAAUGUAGUCCACUAGCUUGUACCAUCACGGGGUGGGCUUCCUGAAUGAGACUGAUCAUUAUACAUCUGUCAGUUUGGGUAUAUGCUGGUAGUGAUCUGAAUGUUUUGAAUUUCGUCUGGCUGACCAGUCUCCCACUGGAUUUGUUUAAAAUGAACUGGAGGAUUUGUAGUGCUAGAGUGGUUAUAUGGAAAACAUGUUUGAAGCUAUAGAUUAACAGCACUCUUUUUCCCAGUUGUCAUUUUUUGAGCUACACAGUUUUGUCCUAAUCCCAUCACCUGAAGUUCAUUAGUGCACCUUAGCAGACCAUCUCUCUGUGAUUGUAGACUGCAUAUAUACACAUUUCUAAGUGGAUUAACUGUAAACUGGUUAAUUCCAGUGAUCAACACCCAUGGUACCUGGUAUCCAUUAGUUACUGGAUCCCUCCAAUCUUUGGUGCUUUUUCAUAUACCCGUACUAUUCUUACCUUGAGGUCCCUGUAAGUUAAGUGUCAGCUAGUUUACCACUGGACAUGCAUAGCAACAACCAUCAUGUGAACAGAGGAGCCAGAUGAUGAUUGAGUCUACCAUCUGUUGCACAGCUGGCCACUUAGAAUGGUCUCUGGCUUUCAGCUGGCCACUACAUCAUUAAUCAUUCAUUGUUGAAAUGUAGACUUUAGGAUGUGCUGCUACCAAAUCUCAACUAAAGUCAUGCUAGAGCAGAAUUCUGGGUCACGGUUGUUCCCAAGAUUUGCAUCACUCAAAGAGACAAGUGAAAUAAAAUGUACAGUAUCUAUGGAGUGGAUCAAGUUGAAAUGGGCUGAUAUUUUCCCCACAUGGAAAAUAACAGUGCAUCUCCACCAAUAUCUGUAAAGUUGUAUUCCAGCCGUUACAUGUAGAUGCUGUACAAUACAUGACAAAGGAAGUGACAAAUGACUCAAAUGUACUGUUUUGAUACUCGUGAGGUUAUUGGUUUUGUGAUUGUGAGGACUUCAAAAGAUUUUCAGUCCACUAAAGCUUAAAUGUUACAUAGGUGCAUCUUCACAGGUGCAUAGGUGUUUUGUUUAUUAAAUGCACAUAGAAUGACAAUUCCCAUUAUACACAUACAUAGUGAAUGUGUAAAGGUUUAUUUAAAGAGUUACGGUUGAACAUGUUGAUAUCCCAGUAAUGCUCAGGUAUAAUUGCUUCAUGUUUGUUGCCUUGCAAAGUUUCACAAGUGAAUUCAUGGGCAGGGUUAAGUGUUUUUACUGAGGAUUACUGUACAUGUAUUCACACAUCAGUUGACCAGUAAGAUGGUGAAAUUAAUUCAGGAUGUAAAACAAAUUUUCAUACAGCUGUUGCUAUGUCAGUGAAAGCAAAUUCUUAACAAAUAUGAGAAAAACAAUGUCCCAUAAUAAACUUUCAGCAAAGGAGAUGGGGGCCCCUCCAGCUUUGGUCAUACUUCAUGGAACACACUGCCUUGACAUCAUACUAAGAACUAGCUGUAAACUAAAACAGAAACACAUUUGCCCUGCUUCCACGUUUUGUGUCUUGUAAUCAGCAUGAUGUUUUCUACUCUUUGUAAGAAGACUGGUUUUGUGGGGCUUUGUCACAUUUGUAUGUUAUUUUAUUUUUGUUGUUGGUUUUCAGUUUUUGUGUGUGUGGGUAUGUGUGAGGGAGAGAGAGAAAGAGAAAAACUAUUUUGUAAACAAAGAAGUGCACUCUUUAAAUGAAGGCUUUUAGAUACUUGUAUAGUAUCAGCCAUGAAUAGAUCUGUUGUGUACACCAGAAAGCAACCUGGUGAAAGAUAAUAAAGUCAUUUAAACCAUGUA